ACGCGCGGUAUGUGCGUCCCGUAGUCGUUGUUUACCUGCCAAGCGCGUCGUAUCGGUCGUAUAUCGCCACUUUGCCGGAAAAAGAAAGCACGGAAAACGCCCCACGCGACUUGGUGAGCAGAGGCAUUAGAACAGCACGCGGUCGGUUGACGUUGCGGAACACCCGGAAUAGCUCAAAAGGCGCCAGAUGAUUGCACCAGUGUUGCCAGUGCUUUUGCAGCCGUGGUAGAAGAAAAACGUUCACCUCAUCAAAAAAAGCAUCAAAAAGCUCGUGGGUGGGCUGCAGGCACUUGCCAGCAUAAAAACACCUCCAACGGCACACACACACAUAUACACAGUGAGAGAUUGAGUGAGAGAGGGAGGACCCAUGGUGGUGCCACCUACGCAUCGAUCGGAAGCAUAACUCGUACUCUCCCCGGCAUUGGGAAGCAAUCAUGCCAAGUACAUAGUGUGACAUAGAAACACAUUGUGGAGCAUUGAGAAAAAGGGUUUUUUUUUUGGCAAUCCGUGUGAAUUUGUGAGUUGCUGAGAAGUUGAAAGAGGGAAACUUCGGAAGCGUCCCAGCAGCAGCAGCAGAAGCAGAAGCUGCAGGCCUACCAAGGAAACCAAAGGAAAACAACACAACAAACACCCAUAACAACCAAGGCCGAAUCAAACCGCUUCUCGAUGCCAUACAUUCUCAUCCGCGGUAAUCUUGCGUCCUACGGUCACAAGCAUCCCUUCCGCGUGCUAGUUUCCGGCCUGAAAGCGGCCGACAUCGAGCAGCUGAACCGUUUCCCGUGCGGUGGGUACAGCGAUGAGUCCACCGUCGUCUAUCUGCAGCAUCCGUGCGUAAUGCUGACGGCACUGGAGGUACUCGGCUAUAGGGUCGUUGCGUCCUCGUCCACGGCCGUGAAGCAAGACUACAACGAGUACAUGUGGACGAUGCGGAAGGAGUUCAGCGAUCCUGAACCGUACCUCAGCGAAACGUCCUCGGCCGUGAUCGAACGCGACAAUCUCGCCAACAGUGGCCGGGAGGGUGGCAGCUUUAACGGUGGGAACAGCAAAAUCGAUCUGCCCGAGUAG
Messenger RNA from Anopheles coluzzii, 1065 nucleotides. RefSeq lists its product as uncharacterized. The transcript is spliced from 5 exons. Gene Ontology annotation, biological process: negative regulation of biosynthetic process. Bases 667 to 1065 code for a protein of 132 amino acids. NCBI's taxonomy places the organism in Eukaryota, Metazoa, Arthropoda, Insecta, Diptera, Culicidae. The record is from RefSeq and is a predicted model, not a curated record.